This is a messenger RNA of Soboliphyme baturini, 456 nucleotides long. The record is from the annotation of a GenBank genome assembly. Lineage: Eukaryota; Metazoa; Nematoda; Enoplea; Dioctophymatida; Soboliphymatidae.
AUGGCCAAGAAUACGAGAAGCACGGCAUUCCGGAAGAUCGAUGUUGAUGCUUACAAUGAAGAUCAGUACAAAGAUGAAGACCAAGAGCAAGAUGCGACGACAGUGGGUCCAGACGAGGAGGAAGUGACGAAGCUGUUGCAGAUGAACCGUAACGUUGAGGCACUGAAGAUGGCGUUGAAGAAUCCGCCGCUGAAAACGCGGAAUCAGGCCCUGAAAGAUCGCGCCACGCAACUGGUCGUCCGUGUGUUGUGUUCUUUCAGACAGGCAGAUAUCGAGAGUGCUGUGCAAUCUUUGGAUAAGGAUCAGAUCGACUUGAUCAUGAAGUACAUUUACAAAGGCUUCGAGUUCCCCCAGGACGGCAGUUCAUCCGUGCUGCUUGCUUGGCAUGACAAGGUGUACCAGGUCGGUGGAAAUGGUUGCAUCGUCCGGGUGCUGACCGAUCGCAGACGGCUAUGA